This is a messenger RNA of Oryza brachyantha (malo sina), 1576 nucleotides long. RefSeq names its product calcium-binding protein 39-like. Gene Ontology annotation, biological process: intracellular signal transduction. The transcript has 11 exons. Bases 62 to 1072 code for a protein of 336 amino acids. Gene Ontology annotation, molecular function: protein serine/threonine kinase activator activity. The record is from RefSeq and is a predicted model, not a curated record. Lineage: Eukaryota; Viridiplantae; Streptophyta; Magnoliopsida; Poales; Poaceae.
CGAAGCUCAGAUUCCUCCCACUCGAUUCACCUCGCCGGCGAAGGCGAGGGCGACCGCGAGGAUGUCCUUCUUCUUCCGGGCGGCGUCGCGGGCGCGCCCGUCGCCGGAGGAGGUCGUCCGCUCCAUCAAGGAGUCUCUCCUCGCCCUCGACACCAGGACCGGCGCCAAGGCUCUUGAAGAUGUUGAGAAAAAUAUAUCUACCCUGAGACAGACGCUUUCCGGUGAUGGAGAAGUCGAACCAAACCAGGAACAGGUUCUACAGAUAGCCCUUGAAAUUUGCAAGGAGGAUGUCCUUUCGCUCUUUGUUCAGAAUAUGCCUUCCUUGGGUUGGGAGGGUAGGAAGGAUCUUGCCCACUGCUGGAGCAUUUUGUUGAGGCAGAAGGUUGAUGAAGCAUAUUGCUGUGUGCAGUAUAUUGAAAAUCAUGUUGAUCUUCUAGAUUACCUUGUAGUUUGCUACAAGAAUUUGGAAGUUGCAUUGAACUGUGGGAAUAUGUUGCGAGAAUGCAUAAAAUAUCCUACACUUGCAAAAUAUUUAUUGGAGUCAAGUAGCUUCGAGUUGUUUUUCCAGUAUGUUGAAUUAUCAAACUUUGAUAUUGCUUCUGAUGCUCUGAACACCUUCAAGGAUUUGCUCACCAAACAUGAAGGUGCAGUUUCAGAGUUUCUGUUCUCCCAUUAUGAGCAGUUCUUUGUGCUCUACACAAGACUUUUAACUUCAACUAAUUAUGUUACAAGAAGACAAUCAGUGAAGUUUCUUUCAGAGUUUUUGUUAGAGGCCCCAAAUGCUCAAAUUAUGAAGCGGUACAUUUUGGAAGUCAGUUAUUUAAAUAUCAUGAUUGGCCUGCUGAAGGAUACAAGCAAAAAUAUCCGGAUAUGCGCCUUCCACAUUUUCAAGGUAUUUGUUGCUAAUCCAAACAAGCCUCGUGAUAUUAUUCAAGUCUUGGUAGACAAUCACAGAGAAUUGUUGAAGCACCUUGACAAUCUUCCCACAGGCAAAGGUGAAGAUGAGCAACUUGAAGAGGAGAGAGAUUUAAUUGUCAAGGAAAUUGAGAAGCUUGUGCACUCAUCAGUAUAGACCCUCAAUAAAUUCAAGUUUCACUGGUCAAGAAAUGUGAUCCCUUUCUUCUCUUGUUCUUAAGGUCUCCUGUAUAAUGUGAUCCCUGUAUAGAGGGUGCUUAUCUUAGGGAAAUACUUUGGCCAAGAAGUAGUUGGUCAUAAGAAUAUACUUACUAUUGAUGUGUGCAUUUAUCCACAGAUAAAUUGGUAAAUGAAAUUGUGUCUUGACAUCAAAUAUUCUUGUUUUAACAGAACUUGAUGUCAUUGUGGACAUGGCUGAACAUGCUACUUGAUCUCCAUUAUGAAUGGCAGCUGAUGCAAGGCAUUAUCUUUUGUUCAGAACUGAAAUGAAAUAUUUCAAGAUCUUUGACAGCAGCUACUGAAUCAUGAAUCGCAGCUGACGAAAUAUUUCAAGAUCUGUGACAGCAGCUAUCAAUUGAAACAUGUUACGUAUGAAUAUGAUAUGCUUCUAUAUAUUUUUCCGUUGACAUUUGACAAUAUAUAUGUGGGGGGUAUAUAUAUG